UCGAGCAACAUGGAAAGAUGUAAUCUCACACAUGUCUCAGAGUUCCACCUCAUGGACUUCUCAGAGGAUCCAAACCUGCAUCCCAUCCUCUUUGGGCUCUUCCUGUCCAUGUACCUGGUCACAGUGCUUGGAAACCUGCUCAUCAUCCUGGCUGUUACCUCUGAUGCCCACCUCCACAACCCCAUGUACUUCUUCCUCUCCAACUUGUCCUUAGCUGACAUUGGUUUCACCUCCUCUACAGUCCCAAAGAUGAUUGUGGACAUCCUAACUCACAGCAGGGUCAUCUCCUAUGGUGGCUGCCUCACACAGAUAUCUUUUUUUGUCCUUUUUGGAUGUAUGGAUGAUGUGCUUUUGACUGUGAUGGCCUAUGACCGCUUUGUGGCCAUCUGUUACCCGCUCCAUUAUUCAGUCAUUAUGAACACUCGUCAUUGUGUCUUAUUACUUUUGCUGUUGGUUUUUGUUAGCCUUUUGGAUUCCCAGGUGCACAAUUUCGUCGCCUUACAAGUUACCUGUUUCAAAGAUGUGGAAAUUCCUAGUUUCUUCUGUGAUCCUUCAAAACUCCUUGACAUUUCAUGUUCUGAUACAUUAAUCAAAAAUAUAGUCACAUAUAUGGUUAGUAUUCUAUUUGGGUUUUUUCCCAUGUUAGGAAUCAUUUUCUCCUACUAUAAAAUUGUUUCUGCCCUUCUGAAAAUCCCAUCAUCUGGGGGAAGGUACAAAGCCUUUUCUACCUGUGGUUCUCACCUGUCAGUUGUUUGUUUAUUUUAUGGAACAGGCCUUGGAACAUAUUUUGGUUCAGUUGUGUCAUCUUCUCCCAGGAAAGGUGUGGUGGCCUCACUGAUGUACACUGUGGUCUCCCCUAUGUUGAAUCCCUUCAUCUACAGCCUGAGGAACAGGGAUAUUCUUAGCACCCUGAAGAGGCUCCAACUUUGGAAAAUCUAA
This is a messenger RNA of Fukomys damarensis (Damara mole-rat), 939 nucleotides long. Its product is annotated as olfactory receptor 7E24. Gene Ontology annotation, biological process: G protein-coupled receptor signaling pathway. Gene Ontology annotation, cellular component: membrane. NCBI's taxonomy places the organism in Eukaryota, Metazoa, Chordata, Mammalia, Rodentia, Bathyergidae. Gene Ontology annotation, molecular function: olfactory receptor activity; G protein-coupled receptor activity. The transcript has a single exon. The coding region runs from base 10 to 939 and encodes 309 amino acids. The record is from RefSeq and is a predicted model, not a curated record.